Messenger RNA from Blumeria graminis f. sp. triticale, 99 nucleotides. NCBI's taxonomy places the organism in Eukaryota, Fungi, Ascomycota, Leotiomycetes, Helotiales, Erysiphaceae. The record is from the annotation of a GenBank genome assembly.
AUGGACGCCAGUACCUAUUGCCCUGGUGGCUUCGACUUUACUACUUCCCAACUAGGUUUGCAAGGCAAUUCUCUAAUAACAUGGUUGUUUGUAGCGUAG